AUGGCGAGCUCGUCGACAUACCAGGCCGUCGACGCGGUCGUCUCCUCCAACUUCUCCAUCUACUCCGCUUCAGUCUCUCGAGCGCGCGAGUCAGCACGACCUGACGGGUCUCGUUUGGACAACCACUCUGCCGACCCCGCAUCGGAGCGGGAUUUGCUAUUGGGAGCUGGGAAGAAGGCGGAGAAGCCCUUCUAUCGCCCGAGGCCUCUAUGGUACGCGCUCGUACCUUUCGCGAUUGUGGCGUCUAUCGUUCGUGGCAUGACACUUGCCCCUCGCGUGCAAGUGUAUACACAAUUAUCUUGCAAUGCACUCUACGGGCACGAUGUCUACGACCACACAGAGAUCAACGUCACAUCCAUCGCACCUAGUCCACACAUUCCUUUCCUUCAUCUGGACCCAGCAGGUCCCGCGCUGCAUCCAUUCAUCUCCAGCUAUGACGAGCACGCAGUCAUGGUCACGUUCGCCCCGGCCACCAACGAUUCGGAUGAGGAGCCAGACCCUCGUCGACCCCCUUCGAAGCGUUGUCUCCAGGAUCCGGCAGUGCAGAAGGGCGCUGCUCGAUUGCAGACCAUCAUAACCAUUACAAUGGGCACGCUGUCUGCACUUACGACCGGCUGGUGGGGAAACUUCGGAGAACGCCAUGGCCGUACUCGGGUGCUCGCCGUCGCGACGAUGGGUCUAUUCUUAACUGACCUAGUCUUCAUUCUGGUCUCUACGCCUCACAGCAUUUUCGCGGCACACGGUCACAAAUUCCUCAUCGUGUCUCCUAUCAUGGAGGGCUUGCUCGGUGGAUGGGGAACGCUUCAGGCUGCGACCUCUGCGUACAUUUCAGAUUGCACCUCUGACGGCUCGCGUGCGCACAUCUUCUCCCGUUUCACUGGCGUCUUCUAUCUCGGAUUCGCCGUCGGACCAGCUAUAGGCGCAUUCCUCAUCCGCCACCCAUUCAUCCCGAUAUUCUCUCCUGCCAUUGGCGUGCACAACGGGGCUCCCACAGUCACCUCAGUCUUCUACGUUGCCGCGACCGCUUCCUUCAUCAAUCUCCUGCUCGCGCUCUUCCUCUUCCCAGAGUCUUUGGAUAAGAAGAAGGCCAAGACUGCUAUGGUUCAACCGUCUACAUCCGUCGCAGCUCAGUCUGGCUCAGAUGCCCCGCGGCAGAGCGCCGUCGCACACUUCCUCAGUCCUCUAACCCUAUUCCUGCCGAAAACUAUCGACACUCCCGAUGGCCGCAAGCGGACAGAUUGGAGCAUGACGUUGCUUGCGCUUGUGCUUUUCGGGCAUCUCCUGUCAUUGGGUGUGUUCCAAAUCAAGUACCUGUAUGCCGAACAUAUAUAUGGCUGGGGUGCUGAACAGUUGAGCUACUACAUCUCCACGAUGGGCUUCUCGCGAGCGCUCCACCUCCUGUUCGUCCUUCCUUUCCUCAUCGCUACAUUCAAGCCCAAGCCCAAGCCUCCGCAGCCAUCCGAACCGUCCGGUGCCCAACCAACGCAGCCUGUCAAGCCCUCCGCUGCUGCUAUAGCGAAGGAGAUGCGCUUCGACAUAUCACUCAUCCGUGGCUCGCUUAUCAUCGACCUCCUCUCCCACUCCCUGGUCACGCUGUCUCCAGCCCAUGCCAGUCAGGCGCUUUUCGUUGGAGCUACGGCGAUGAGCAGCUUCGGGGCUGGAUUGGUUCCCGCGGCGAACAGUCUCGCGCUGUGCAUCAUGCAGUCCCGCGGUGAAGACGUCACAGGCAAGCUCUUCGGCGCGUUCUCCGUUCUCCAAGCCGUCGGCCAGAUGAUCCUCGGGCCCAUUUUGUUCGGCAUCAUCUACAGCGAAACCGUCGCCACGUUCCCGAAGGCGAUCUUCGCGGUUGCAGGCGGCAUCCUCGUCGUCACUAUCGCGGUGCUCUGCUUGCUCCGCCCUGACGCAGGGCUGAAGGCACGCCGCAAGGCGAAGCGUGUCGGCCUCAGCGCGGCGGAGGCCCAGGACAGGCGUGGUCGGUCGCGCGCGAACAAGGAUCUUCGCAGGCCGAGCGACAACAGCAUGCUCAUUCCCACCAGCGGCGAGUCCGUCGGACCUUCGAGCUACGGUUCCGUCUUCGCCUCAAGCUCGGGGACCACCUCCUGAUUGAUGGCGGGCGCGGUGAUAUAGCGCGACAUAGAGAGGUCGUGUUUUGGUUACAUGGUUUCUUGGAUUAGGAUCGGAACGGAACUUAGACCUCACAGACUAAUUCCCUCUUUACAGUAUGUACAUCAGAUUCGCUAACGUAUGGCACCGCAGCUUGCGGCUCAUUUAUCCCUUAACACCCCUCGGAACGUGCUUCGCACUUCCACGGUGGCACGUUGUUGUAUAGACUUUCCGUGUGGUGGCUACACCCCGGUAUACCU
Molecule: messenger RNA, 2363 nt
Organism: Trametes versicolor FP-101664 SS1
Lineage: Eukaryota; Fungi; Basidiomycota; Agaricomycetes; Polyporales; Polyporaceae
Product: MFS general substrate transporter
Exons: 8
Coding region: 1-2103 (700 amino acids)
Biological process (GO): transmembrane transport
Cellular component (GO): membrane
Molecular function (GO): transmembrane transporter activity
Source: RefSeq, a predicted model, not a curated record